UUCCUCGCGACCCGUACUCCGAAAUUCGGAAGUGUGAUUGUUUACGGAAUUGAGGAAAUGCUUUUGCUUAACAGGAUAUUUGCAACGUUUGGUCACAGCUAAGCUUCGUUUGAAUUAUUUGAACCAUUAAAAUAUCUUUUAUUUUAGAAUAGACUGUAUACUUACCUAAUGUUGUAAUAUCUACCUGUAGCUUAUCACGGAGUGGACGGCAUUUGUUGUAAUAGCGAGCUAGUUUACUGCAGCUAACGUUGACAUCAACAUGCAACUCUGCAGUUUAUUGUAGUGUUUGCAAUAAUAAGCUAUAUCUAACUCAAACGAUACAUCACUAUAGCUUUGUCUAUAACAGACUUAAAUAAGAGGUUCAGUGCAAAUAGACGGACAUUUAGUGAACCUGUCUAAUGUUUCAGGCUCUUUGCCAUCAGUCGGUUUACUGAAAAACAUUGCUGUCCAGAUUUGAACGCAUCACAGGCGGGAUGGCUGAGGCUAUCGUAACAUUUCAGUCCCAGCUCUCUGGUGUUAUGGAGACUGUCUUCAAGGCUGCUAUGUAUGAAAUCACGCGACUGGUGGAGGACAGUUUUUUAGAGGAAGUAACUCGAUGCAGGGAGCAAGUGGACUCCCUGAAGAGGAGACUGAAGUGGUCUGAGAGCAGACGGAAAGAAAGAGAGACAGACCGCAGGGGCAGAUGUGCAGACUGCGGCAGAGUCGGGCUGUCGACUGAGGAGACCGAGACUUUCACACAGACAGAGAAACAUCUGAAGCAUGAAAAUGAGAUGCAAGAGGAAGUAAAUGAUAUCCAGGACACUGAUGGAGAAACACCAGGUCAUAAAGUGGAAGAUGUAUCAUCAAAGGAGCCCCAGUCUCCAGGUAUACAUGGUGAAAAGCUGGAUAGACUUCUCAAGGAAGAGGCCCUUCAGAUUUCGGCUGAAACCAGUGAGACAUGGGAAGUCAGUUUGGAUGACUCAUCAGGUGUUCCAGGGUCCAGCAAACGGUUGAGUGACCAGAAGAUCCCCAAGUGCCAGAUAAACUGGGAAACUGGCUUUGACCAGAGGCCACAGCCAGGCCAAGAUGGUAACACAGGUGAUGUAACUGAACCGCUCUUUCAGAACAGGUGUGGCAUGGAAGAGUUGGAUGAUUUUGACAAGACCAGCUAUGACGGUGCUGGCAUGAUAGACAUGGGUGACUUGGACGAGAUACAAGGGUCGCCACCCCAUCUGGGUGAAAAUCUGAUUUACAUGAGCCACUACAACGAGGAUGUAAAGGCACCUGAGGGAGCUGAGCACCAAGAUUACCAAACAGGCCCCCACCGGAAUAGGAGUGUGACAGAGUUAUCUGCAGGUUCACCCUCAAGGACUAACAUAGAUGUCAAUGGAGAGUUUGGCUGUUUAUUGAUCAAUGAGGAGGGGUAUCUACAGGAUUCAAGUGUCUUGUACCCUGAACAUGUUCCAGUUGAUUCAGGCAACAGAAUGAGCCUCCGGGGUCAGGGCAUUCGUACUGAAGGUCCGUCUUUAGUCGGAACAGAGAAUAUGUACGAACCCUCUAAUGCAAUCUCUGAUACUACACAUCUAGGGGACAGAUUGCAGCUUCAGUCCAUGGGGAAAGGAGGAAGGAGACACACCUGUAACCUCUGUUCUGCCUCCUUCCCUGAUUCCGCCUCCCUUAAGACACACAAACAAAUACACAAAAGCUCUGGACAAGGGCACCUGCAUUCUUGUAACCAGUGUGGAAAGACCUUCGCUCAAGCCUGUAGCCUUAAAGUCCAUCAGAGGAUCCACACUGGGCAGGGGCUCCAACUUUGCAGCCAGUGUGGUAAAGGUUUCCCUUCCUUUUCUGAGCUCAAGACACAUAAAUGUGGCCAAACAGGUGACAAACCUUACAGUUGCACCGUAUGUGGGAACAAGUUCAGUCGACUGUGGAAUCUGAAGCUGCACCGGAGAAUUCACACACAAGAAAAACCCCACCAGUGCAGCAUGUGCGACAAGAGCUUUACACGUGCUGACAUAUUGAAAGUCCACCAGCGUACACACACAGGAGAAAGACCAUAUUGUUGUGCUGUCUGUGGCCUUAGAUUCAAACGCCUAGAUCAUCUGAAAUCACAUCAGCGCAAACAUAUGUCAGAUCUAGAGCUGAAGAGGAAACUGCAGGAGGCCAAAAACAGCUACAACGGGAAGUUCGAGUCCAAGAUAGGUCAGAACAACACAAGAGAGGUGUGGAAUGAGAUGAAGAUAUCAAGCUGUGGGAAAGCCACACCUGGAAUCAAAAGCUACAGAGCUAAACCUGGUGUGAGCUCCGUCUGUGAAUCUUUGUCUCCACCCACCAUCACUGCACCCAUUCACACCUCUGCUGUACGCUUUGAUCCCCUCAGCAGCAAUGAUCUAUCUCCCUCCUCCAGCUCACCGGCAUCUCCAGUACAGAGAGAGCUCUCCAGAUUGAGGAGGAACAAAGCCAGCGGGCCGGCCAACAUCAGCCCAAAGGUCCUCAGGGUGUGUGCUGGACCGCUUGUGGGAGUCUUUCAGCACCUCUUUAACCUCUCCUUGAGGUUGAGGAAGGUGCCUGAUCUAUGGAAGACCUCCUGCAUGUUCCCAGUACCAAAGAAAGGAUGUCCCAGCACUCUCAAUGACUACAGGCCAGUGGCACUCACGUCACAUGUCAUGAAGACAUUUAAAAGACUCUUCCUGCCACUGCUUUCUCCUUUCCUGGACCCCCUGCAGUUCACAUACUGGCUGCAAAUUGGAGUGGAAGACACCCUCAUCUUCCUCACUCACAAGGCUCUUGCUUUCAAUAGCAGCCAACCCAGCUUCCUGACAGACAAGCUGCUGGACAUCCACCUACACCCAGACAUUAUUGCUUGGAUUUCAGACUACCUCACAGACUGGCUGCAGUUUGUCAGGGUGGAUGGCUGCAUAUCUGAGGGGGUUUCAAGCAGCAUCGGGAUGCCCCAAGGAACUGUAUUGGCUCCAUUCUUCGUCACCCUCUAUACCUAUGAUUUCCAGUUCUACUUUGGAUCCUGUCACCUCCAAAAGCUUUCAGAUGACUCUUCAGUAGUCGGAUGCAUCAGCAACGAUGACAAGGAGGAGUACAGAAGAUUGCAGCCUGGAUACGACAUAUUUAGUCAGGGGAGAUUAUCAGAGUGGGUGUAUACCAUGUCGGACAUGGACACCCUCAUUGUGACCUUUCAGACCCAGCUUUCAGACGUGAUGGAGGCUGUGGUGAAGACAGCCAUGUACGAGGUCACCAGGCUGGUGGAGGACAGCUUCUUAGAGGAGCUGAAGAGUCGGAACCAGGAGGUGGAGGCGUUAAGGCUGCAGCUGCAGUGGGCUGAGAGGAAAUUAACUGAGCAAGGUGGGAAGGAAGGAGGAACGGCGGGCAAGUGUGCAGACCUCACCAAGGAUGAUGGAGAGAGCCCAGAAGAGCCUCAUGAUGACAUCGUAAGGGGAGCUGGUAUGAAGAAAGAGAAUGAGGCUGUGGAAAGCUGGACAAAAAGUUGCAGACGAGAGGUCAAAUCCGGUUUAAUACAAGAAGUGGACAUGCCUGCAGCCAAUUUCAGCCCUGAAACAGAACCACAGGGAAAGGAGGAUGAUAACUUGAUGCAGGUGGUGGAUGUGAAGGAAGAGGCAAUAAAUACGGCAUCUUGUUCCUCUGUAUGUUUAGAAGGAUGGAGUAUCACUCAGGAUGGUGAUGCCGGGUCUGAAUCCCAUAAUGCCAGCGAGGUGACUGAAGCAAAAGCAAACCACACUCAAGACACCACUGAGGAGUUACUGAGGAAUGUUAUUAAGCAAGACCUGCAAAAUUAUGUUUUCCCUGAAGACCAGCCAGACACAAACAUGUCCUCACAUUCAGCUCAUAUUUCAUCCGUGGAGAUGAACAACAGCUGGGCUGGCAUGAAUCGCACCUCAGCUGGACUGCAGCACAAUCACAGACCUGGAACAGAGAAGGACCAUGAAACAAUCCAAAGUCGAGGUCCUCUAAAUUGUAUUGAACAUGAGCUGUCCGACUCUGCCACCACAGAGGCUCAAACCCAGGUUUCCUCUGGUAGAGAUCAGAUUUCCUCCUCGGGAUCCCCCAAAGCAAAACUUGUUUCGAUCAAGCAGGAGGUUAUUGCUGAGUGUGAUGGAGUGGAGGAAGGGGAGCAAGUGGAAAAGAAAGAAAUGACAAAGUCAGGGUUGGCAGCUUUCUCGUGUUCAGUAAAGCAGCACAAAGUGAGAGCAGAUGCUCCAAAGCAGAACCGCAUUUCUCAUAAAACCACUGUGCAGGAAGUUGUGAAGUUGCAUUCCAAAGUAGGUACAGGUCUCCGAUUGCAAGCUGCCAUACAGCAUCUCCAUCGACCAGUUAAAAAGCCUCCUAACCCUCUCUCAAACAGCACAACGUCAGCACUGUCUGUUGCUCAGUCUCAGGCUGUGAACUUAAAUCCGCUCCACAGACUUCCAUCCACAUCUAAAUCUGCUCCUCUUCCUCCUCCGCUCUCUAUCCAGCGAAUUCAUCUAGGUGAUAAGCAAGCACUGAACCGUACCAGCGCCCCAUGGGUUAGCAUCAAAUCCCAACAUCAGUCUGCGAACUCUCACACAAACCCUGUGCCCCUUCCAGACUCUCACCCUCACCCUGGCCCCAGACAUGUCCUGCGCUGUGGUCAGUGUGGGAAAUGCUUCCCUCACCCCAGCAACCUAAAGGCCCACCUGCAGACACACACAGGAGAGCGGCCUUUUUGCUGUUCACUGUGUGGUCGCAGCUUCACUAAGUUGAGUAACCUGAAGGCUCACCGGCGGGUUCACACUGGAGAAAGACCAUACUGUUGUAUGGCCUGUGGUAAACGCUUCACCCAGAAAUGUAACCUGAAACGUCACCAGAGGAUCCAUGUAGAUGUAUGAUGAUACACCUAGUGCUGUGUGAGUGAGGGCUGGGACACAUUGCUUAUCUUACUGCUACAUGAAUUGUUAUGGAACCUAUUGAUUUUAAUUUUGGUGCCCAUGUUAAACAGGUUAAAGAUAAUCACAGGCUAAUUACAGAGUGUCACUGCAACAGGGUGUCGUUUGGACAUUCUGGGUCAAACCCUGUGAUGUAAGGGAUUCUCAGCACAAAGAGAGAAGGAUGUGCUGAUGGUUAUAUUGUCAUCGAUCUCAUUUUACAUAUUGACACAUUUCCCUGUAGUCCUUUCCAUUCUCUUGGUCCUAGGACAUCUAAUUGGUGAUACCAAACAAACUUUCAUUUCAAGCAUUUCAAAAACUUUCACAUGAUAUUUUAAAGUAUUUAACAUAUGAAUUAAAUAACACAUGCAUAAAAUAAAUAUGUAUUUUAGUUUAUGUGUGUGUUUGUGCAUAGAUUUACCACUGAAUAUAAUUAAAAAGUGAUGUGUAAGGGAUGGAUUUAUGCACAAAUCCAUUCUUCUAACAAUCUAUAGGUAAAGACCAUUAUGAACACAAGUCAACUCAGAGCUGGAGAUUACAUCUGAAUAUAUCACUGACAUAAAACAAAUUACAGGAAAAAGUGUUCAUAUAUUCUUUAGUCAGCUAAAUAUAAAUAAAGACAUAUCACUACAGUACAUUUAAGGUAAGCAGCGUGUCCCAGACUUGAGUGUCAAAUCUGAAUUAGGAUGUAACAGUGUUUUCUUUGCAAUAUAAUACAGUUGCUGUGAUGUAUUGCAAGACUGCUCUUUGUGUGUUUGUGUUUUGAUUGCCCUGAUAUCUUCUGUCCAUUCCAGGAAGGUCAGCAUGUCACGUUGUAACUCAUGAAGGGUUUUAGGCCUGAGACAGCCCGUUGUAAAAUGUAUCAUGCUCAUACAUAGGUUGGUUGUCAAUAAAAUACUAUUUAUUCUGUGAA
This is a messenger RNA of Sphaeramia orbicularis (orbiculate cardinalfish), 5811 nucleotides long. RefSeq lists its product as uncharacterized. NCBI's taxonomy places the organism in Eukaryota, Metazoa, Chordata, Actinopteri, Kurtiformes, Apogonidae. The record is from RefSeq and is a predicted model, not a curated record. The transcript is spliced from 11 exons. Gene Ontology annotation, cellular component: nucleus. Bases 474 to 4862 code for a protein of 1462 amino acids. Gene Ontology annotation, biological process: regulation of gene expression.